Equus quagga is the source of this 1774-nucleotide messenger RNA. RefSeq names its product pipecolic acid and sarcosine oxidase (gene PIPOX). The transcript has 8 exons. The record is from RefSeq and is a predicted model, not a curated record. Gene Ontology annotation, cellular component: peroxisome. Lineage: Eukaryota; Metazoa; Chordata; Mammalia; Perissodactyla; Equidae. Bases 86 to 1264 code for a protein of 392 amino acids. Gene Ontology annotation, molecular function: sarcosine oxidase activity; flavin adenine dinucleotide binding; L-pipecolate oxidase activity.
CUCCGCCUUCAGCUGGGAGCCCGCCUUUGCUGGCCUUCUCCUUUGUGGUGGGCUCUGUGGCUCCAGGACUGACUCAGUAGGCAUCAUGGCUGCUCAGAAAGACCUCUGUGAUGCCAUUGUGAUUGGGGCAGGCAUCCAGGGCUGCUUCACUGCAUACCACCUGGCCAAACACGGGAAGAGGGUCCUCCUGCUGGAGCAGUUCUUCCUGCCACACUCCCGAGGAAGCUCCCAUGGGCAGAGUCGGAUAAUCCGAAAGGCGUACCUUGAAGACUUUUACACCCAGAUGAUGGAUGAAUGCUACCAGAUAUGGGCCCAGCUGGAGCAUGAGGCUGGAACCCAAUUACACAGGCAGACUGGACUACUGCUGCUGGGAAUGAAGGAGAAUCCAGAAUUAAAGAUGUUCCAGGCUACUUUGUCUAGGCAGGGGGUGGAACACCAGUGUCUUCCCUCUGAGGAACUGAAGCAACGUUUCCCCAAUAUUCGGAUGGCCAGGGGAGAAGUAGGGCUCUUGGACAAGUCGGGAGGAGUGCUCUAUGCAGACAAGGCCCUCAGAGCCCUCCAGGAUGCAAUUCGACAACUAGGUGGCAUAGUGUGUGAUGGAGAGAAGGUGAUGGAGAUAAAACCAGGGCUCCCAGUCACCGUGAGAACCACCUCCAAGAGGUACCAAGCCAAGAGCUUGAUCAUCACAGCAGGUCCUUGGACCAAUCAGCUCCUCCGACCCCUGGGACUUGAGCUGCCUCUCCAGACCCUGCGGAUCAGUGUGUGCUACUGGCGAGAGAAGGUUCCCGGAAGCUAUAGUGUGUCCCAGGGCUUUCCAUGCUUCCUGGGCCUUGGCCUCAACCUGGCCCCCCACCACAUCUAUGGGCUGCCCUCCGGAGAGUACCCAGGGCUGGUGAAGGUCUGCUAUCACUACGGCAACAAGGCAGAUCCAGAGGAGCGGGACUGCCCCACGGCAUUCUCGGACAUCCAAGACGUCCAAAUCCUGAGUCACUUUGUCAGAGCUUACUUACCUGACCUGGAGCCCGAGCCUGCCAUUAUGGAGCGCUGCAUGUACACGAACACCCCUGAUGAGCACUUCAUUCUUGAUCGACAUCCAAAGCAUGACAACAUUGUCAUCGGUGCUGGAUUCUCUGGGCAUGGAUUCAAGCUGGCCCCUGUCGUGGGGAAGAUCCUGUAUGAAUUAAGCAUGAAAUUAACGCCAUCCUAUGACUUGACACCUUUUCGAAUUAGCCGCUUCCCAGGCCUGGGCAAAGCCCACCUUUGACCCCUGGCCGGCAGCCUCCCUUCUGUGCACAGGAGCUGGGAGUAAAGCCACCUGCUGGGAAAGGCCUCUCAGAUGAAGGAAGUGGCUGGGAGAUGUCAUCCUUUUCUCCUGCCUCUCUUGAGUCCCUUGUAAACACCAGAUGACUGUAUCUACCUUCUUCCCCUGGCCAGCUCCCCAUCCCCACUAUGUUUUUUCUUCUGGAAGGUCAAUCAGAUAUUCUCUAAUCACAGAGUGAUAAGGACCUUUGAGACAGAUGUCUCAAUAAGGAGAGGGCACAGGGACUAGCUCAGGAGACCACAGCAGUUGUUAAAAAUCUCUUUGCUAGGACAUUUGAUAAACUUGGGAUGAGUUUGACUCAAGCUGCCCAGGGGAGGAUAAACAAGAUGAUUUGUGGAUCACUACCACCCUUAAAGUUCCUUUUCCUGAAACUAGAGCCACCCUUCACCACAAACUCCCACAAAAUCUGGCUCAUCUUGGGGGCACAAUAAAUGGUUGUUGAAAAAAAAUGUG